Prunus armeniaca (apricot) is the source of this 519-nucleotide messenger RNA. Lineage: Eukaryota; Viridiplantae; Streptophyta; Magnoliopsida; Rosales; Rosaceae. The record is from the annotation of a GenBank genome assembly.
AUGGGGCCUGAAUUCGAAGAUUUGAGCCAUGUCCAGCAGGGUUGGAGUCAUUGGGCCGAUAUGGAAGUAGAAAGUGUUGCAGGCAGAAUUCUAGAAGCACAGAGCAACAGCCAGAAGAAGAAGCUUGUCGAUUCAAUCUGCCCACUUUACCAUGUUGUUCCUCACUUCACUAGAGGGAUAGGAGCGACUCAAAUUCUUACUAACCUAGGUAUGAGAAGCCAGGGCAAAAAAGCUCUGAAAGCACAGAGGAGCUUCAAUGUCACCCUUAAACAGAAGUGCCAUUUCCUCAAGAACAUGGUCGAACCAAUGAGGACCCAGAACAAGGGUGUUCUUGAACAGAUGGAAGACAUUCUCGUCCAGAUUCUUUUGGGCAAAUGGAUGAAGCUCGCUUCGAACCUCUAUUGCAUGAUUAUCAACGCCAUCUCCAGUGAGAUAGCAGGAGACCGUGAAAAAGAAGAACCCUUGGGACGAGUGUUUGGAGAAGACAUUUUCGAAUUCAAACGAAUAGGGAAGGGUUGA